AUGCCACCCAAACAAACAUCGUCAUCAUCAGCUACUGCUGCUGCACAAGCAGCAAAAACUAAUCAUGCAAAUCAAUGCAAUCCUAAUCAUCCCGAAUUUCAAGGUCAUCAACAGGGCUAUACCGGUAAAGGUAAUAAAGCUGAUUUAGAUCAUCAUGCAAAACAAUUAAAUCCCAACAAUGAACUUUUUCGACCUCGUGGACCGAAAUAA
This is a messenger RNA of Rotaria sp. Silwood2, 210 nucleotides long. The record is from the annotation of a GenBank genome assembly. NCBI's taxonomy places the organism in Eukaryota, Metazoa, Rotifera, Eurotatoria, Philodinida, Philodinidae.